CUUGUUUUUCGAAAAAGCAUAGCUCAAACGCGUUUGAGACUUUAAACUAGAAGCAUUCAAUUGUUGAAUAGGUUACUUUUAAUAUGGAUAAAUUUGAAGUCGCAGAUACAGAAUAUGGAAAAGUUCAAGGAAUUAGAAAGAUUUCAGCAUUAAAUACUGAAUAUAUAAGUUUUCAAGGCAUUCCUUAUAUGAAGGCACCGUUAGGAAAAUUAAGAUUUCAUGAUCCACAAAUCCCUGACAAGUGGACGAAUGUUUUUGAUGCUGCCGAAGACAUUCCAAGCUAUUACACUCGAAAUCUUGUCACAUUUGAGUUUGAAGGUCAAGAGAAUGCAGGAAUUAUCAAUGUUUUCACAAAAAACUUAAAACCCAAUAAGCUUUAUCCGGUCAUGGUUUGGAUUCAUGGAGGUGGUUUUAGAUUUGGAAGCUCAAAAACUGACAUAUAUGGACCAGAUUAUUUACUCGAAAAAGAUGUAAUUGUUGUUUCAUUCAACUAUAGACUUGGAGUUUUUGGAUUUCUAAGUCUUGAAGAUGAGUCCCUUAAUAUUCCUGGAAAUGCAGGCUUAAGAGAUCAAAUACUAGCUUUGCAAUGGGUGAAAAAUAAUAUCGAAUAUUUUGGCGGUGAUCCUAAAAAUAUCACUUUGUUUGGGGAAAGUGCUGGAGCAGGUAGUGUCCACUACUUAUCAUUAUUUGAACAAACGAAGGGGUUAUUUCAUCGAGCUAUUCUUAUGUCUGGAACAUCCUUUUCUAAACGUUGGGCUAUUGUUCCAAGAGAACUGUCAAGAAGAUUUACAGAUGAUUUAGCCAGAAAACUUGGCUGGACUGGUCAGUUUGGAGAUGAAAAAGAUUUAUUAGAGUACCUUGAAGGUUGUUCAACUCAUGAAAUUAUGGAAGCUACAGAAACUGUUGUAAGCAACGACGAUGAUUUUGCUAAAGGAAGCUGUAACGCUUUCAUACCAAUUAUUGAGCCUUACAAAUCUUCAAACAGUCUUAUUGAAAGAAAUCCCAUUGAUAUGGCAAAAGAUGCUUGGACUAAGGAUAUUGAUAUGAUUUUCUCUAUAACAGCAUUAGAAGGUUCAGUCCGAGCAGUCGCAAAAGAAGAGGUUGCGUAUUAUUAUCUAGAAGAUUCAGCAUAUUUCGCACCUUUGGUAGAUCUAGGCAUAGAUCACACUGAUCCAAUUGCUAAAGAGUAUGGUGAAAGAAUCAAGCACAUUUACUAUAAGGAAAACGAGAAGCCAUGUACUGAAAAUCAAUAUCCAUACCUACUUUAUCAAUCUGAUUCUAUGCUUUUACACCCAAUUUAUUGUACAAUACAAUCAAGGCUUACAUAUUCCAAUGAGAAAACAUUUUUAUUGCGUUUUGAUGCCAAUGGAACUCACAACUUGUUUAAACGAGUAUUCAAAUGCUCAAAAUAUAAUGUUGCAGUUCACGGCGAUGACAUUUUCUACCUAUUCAAAUCAGAAUUUCUAGGCGUUCCACCAGAGGACUCUAAAGAGAUCACUGUCAUCCAAAAAAUGGUUGGAAUAUUCACAAGCUUCGCUACAACUGGAGAUCCGAAUUGUGAAGAAAUUGAUCCAGUGAAAUUCAAUUUCCAAACGAAUGCUGAUGAAUUGAAAUGUCUACAAAUAACUGAAGAUGAUGUGUCAGAAAUUGACUUGCCAGAAUUGUCUAGAGUUUUAGAAUAUUUCCUGCUUUUAUGGAUCAUUGCAGCUGUUAAAUCUGAAAUUAAUGUAGAUGUUGACGAAUUGAAAGCUAAUGAGUUUGUUGAGCAAAUCAUGGAAAUUCAAGCAUAUUGUGAAGAAAAGGAAAAUGUGACAGAAGAUUUUGAUUUUUCAUCUGACGAUGCUUUUCCUGAAACUUAUGAAUGGAAGUGCAUGUUAGAGUGUGUUGCAGCAAAUAUUGGAGUCUUUCGGAACCAUAAAUUCUACCCGAAAGGAUUCACGAUGAUGGUUAUGAAGCUCUUCCCAGAUCAAGACAUAACGCUUCAACCUGUUGUAAAAUUGAUUUCAUCGCAGUGUAGAACAAAGAACUUAAACGACCGAUGUGAAGCUGCAUAUGAGUUUUUGACCUGUCUUGAGAAGGCUGUUGAUGUCUCAAUUUCUAAUUUGAUAGAAUGACAACUUUAGUAAGG
Molecule: messenger RNA, 2128 nt
Organism: Chironomus riparius
Lineage: Eukaryota; Metazoa; Arthropoda; Insecta; Diptera; Chironomidae
Source: the annotation of a GenBank genome assembly